Molecule: messenger RNA, 995 nt
Organism: Notolabrus celidotus (New Zealand spotty)
Lineage: Eukaryota; Metazoa; Chordata; Actinopteri; Labriformes; Labridae
Product: aryl hydrocarbon receptor-like
Exons: 4
Coding region: 410-967 (185 amino acids)
Biological process (GO): regulation of transcription by RNA polymerase II
Cellular component (GO): aryl hydrocarbon receptor complex; nucleus
Molecular function (GO): transcription cis-regulatory region binding; protein dimerization activity; nuclear receptor activity
Source: RefSeq, a predicted model, not a curated record
GCGCAGCAGCAGCAGCAGCAGCAGCUCUGUCAGAUCACACCGGGGGUGACGCACGGGCAGAAGACUCCAACUCCAACGAAACUCCUCCAAGGAUUAAUUCAAACUUCUAAAAGUGACUUUAUUUGCUCCAGUGUGGUGUGGGAACACUUCACCAAGGGGAUUAUGAUAAGUUGUGAUAGUUCUCUGAGGUCUGCUGGAUGUUUGGAGUAGAUAAAGGACACAAAGUACGUUUUCUGUAGCUCAGAGGCGCACGACGCGUCAGGACGACAGGGGGAUUUUACUGUCUUUCUUAGUUCUUUUUUAAACCUUUUUCAAGGGAUGUGAGUUUUUUAGUCCACUUGGACCCGCUCAGUGAAUAUAAAACCCGGGAUAAAGCCACUUUUUAAACUUUGUGUGCCUUGAAUUCAGCAUGCUGGCCAACACGGCACUGUAUGCGGCGAAGAAACGGAAGAAGCCGGUUCAGAAAAUACCCAAACCUCCGCCUCCUGAUGGCGCCAAGUCAAACCCGUCCAAACGUCACCGUGACCGGCUCAACGGCGAGCUGGACAAGCUCACCAGCCUGCUGCCGUUCACCGAGGAAGUCCGCGCCCGGCUGGACAAGCUGUCCGUGCUUCGCCUCAGCGUCGGAUACCUGAAGGUCAAGAGCUUCUUCAACGCCGCGAUGAAGAAAGGUCAGAACGGCUCCAGCUGGACCAGCGAGCGGAGUCUGAUGUUCGGAGGAAACGUCCAGACUGCUCUCCCUCCGUCCUCCUCUGUCCCCUCCUCCGCCGCCUCACAGGUGACCUCCAUCGACGGAGUCAGCUUCUCUGAAGGAGACUUGCUGCUUCAGGCGCUGAACGGCUUCGUGUUGGUGGUGACGGCUGAAGGAUACGUCUUCUACACGUCCCCGACCAUCCAGGACUUGCUCGGCUUCCACCAGGUAAACACACCUCCUGUCUUCAGAUGCUACAGAGGUCCAGAGAAAUAAUCUCUGCUGGUCUAAACCUGGAGGAUCU